CCUCACUGCGCGGAGGCUGAGAGGUGGCUGGAGAGAGAGAUCACCAGCACUGUCCACAAAGUGGUGCGGCGGCUGCGGUUGGAGCAUUUUGUGAGUUCUCUGCAACCCCAGCCUCACUGCGCGGAGGCUGAGAGGUGGCUGGAGAGAGAGAUCACCAGCACUGUCCACAAAGUGGUGCGGGAUUUCGUUGCCUCCUGCCCAGCAGCUGAGGUAGCGUACACCAGGGCUGCUGUGGAGAUGCUGCUGCGGGCGCUGGUGCCUCGGCCGCACCUGGAGACACGGACAGGACGCUUCGUGGUGGUGGAGCUGGUUGCCUGCAAUGUGCUGCUGCCGGCCGUCAGGAAGAUGGCUGAUCCUGACUGGAUCAACUUACUGCUCAUUGGGGCUUUCUCCAAGAAGCCCAGGGGUGAGAAGCUACCCCCUGCACCCCUGGUGCCUGAUUGUUUACCUGUGAAGGUGCAGACAGACUCUACCCCUGCUGGGCUACCUCCCUCCCCAAGAGCUUCAGAGCUGCCCAGAAGAGAGGCAGGGGCUGCUGGCGAGGAGGGAGAGGAUGUGGCGAGCAGGCUGUGCCACCCAGAAGAGUCUUUCCUCCGCCCACGAGCCCUGGGCUCCCUCUUCCCCUGUGAGGAUUUGGAGCUGGAGUCCCCUGUGCCCGAUGCGGGCCAGGACGUGGACCUACUGGCCCCAUCACCCACGGGGGAGUUCCUUGAUGAAUCUCUCCAGGACACUUCUGCUGUGCUAGAGGGACCAGCCGCUUUGGAAGAUGGCAUGGGGGACCUGGAGGAGGGUACUGCCACCCCCUUGGAUGCUGGCCUCCUUCCCACCUCAGCUAUUGCCCUGAGCUCCUGCCCUGACAUCCAGAUCGACCCAGCAGCUGAGAGGGAAGAGGAGAGCUCAGCUGUCCCAAGGAAGUCCUCCUCACAGAGGCCCUCCAGCUUGGGGAAAGAGCUGGGGACAGGAGAGGGGUUACCACAGAGCUCACCGGACCCUGGGCAGGCUCUGCCCCUGCUCUCCUCCUCCCCAACAGCUUUGGUCAGCUCCUUCCACUUUGAGCCCCUCAGCAGCCCUGACGGGCCGGUCGUCAUCCAGAACUUGAGGAUAACUGGGACCAUCACUGCACGAGAGCACAGCGGGACUGGCUUCCACCCCUACACCCUGUACACUGUUAAGUAUGAGACAGCCUUGGAGGGUGAGAAUGCGGGCAGCCUCCAGCAAAUGGCUUACCACACCGUGAACCGCCGUUACCGGGAGUUCCUCAACCUCCAGACCAGGCUGGAGGAGAAACCGGAGCUUCGCAAGUUCCUGAAAAAUAUCAAAGGCCCAAAGAAACUCUUCCCUGAUCUCCCGUUUGGAAACAUGGACAGCGAUAAAGUGGAAGCCAGAAAAAGUCUGCUAGAAUCUUUCUUGAAGCAACUGUGUGCGGUGCCUGAGAUUGCAAACAGUGAGGAAGUGCAGGAGUUUCUUGCCCUGAACACUGAUGCAAGGAUCGCGUUCGUCAAGAAGCCUUUCGUUGUCUCCAGGAUAGACAAGAUUGUUGUCAAUGCCAUCGUGGACACCUUGAAGACGGCGUUCCCCAGGUCAGAGCCACAGAGUCCCACGGAGGAUCUCAGCGAGUCUGAAGUGGAUGGGAAAUCUCAGACAGAUGGGAAGAAGGCCAACAAGUCCAGGCUAAGGUUCUCAUCCAGUAAAAUCACUCCGGUGCUGAGCGUGAGCGAAGCCCACGACAAGAUUGUGUACUCUAUCAGGGAGGGCAGUGCUGUCCCUGGCACCCUGUCACUGGCUGCUAUGGAGUCCUUCAUCCAGAAGCAGGAGAAGCUGCUGGAGGCAAUCUCCAGCAAAGCUCCUGAAGGGCAGGCAGGCCGAGAGACAAAGGAAAGCUCCGUGCAGGACUAUUCGGACGGGCUCAGCACAUCGGAGCAGGGGGCACAGACAGCUUUGGCUGACCUGGCCCUGGAUGUGCUUCGUCUGCUGCUGAUGGAUCACUGGAGCUGGCUGUGCACAGAGAAUAUGCAGAAGGUCUUCCACCUGCUUUUCGGGACCCUGGUUCAAAGGUGGCUGGAAGUCCAGGUGGUGAACCUGACCUGCACACAGCGUUGGGUCCAGUAUCUCCAGUUGCUGCAGGAAUCCAUCUGGCCUGGAGGAGUUCUACCAGCAGUGCCUAAACCAGCCAGGACAGAGGAACAGAAGAAAGCAGCAGCAGAGCAGGCCCUGCAGAGCCUGAUGGGGAUCUUGCCUAAUGUGAUCCAAGAAAUCCUCGGAACCAGUAAGUGUCGGAUGAGCUGGAAUGUGGUGCUGGAAUCCCUGGGCCAGCCUGUGAUCAACAGGCACCUGGUUUUCUGCCUCUUGGACAUUCUGCUGGAGUUCUUGGUUCUGAAGGGCUCCAGCGAUGAGCUCGAGGCUGCAGCUGUUGUGCCGUCUGCCUCCAGAGGCCUGGACAAAGCAGGCAUUUCAGCACGUUAACCAGGGCUGGGGUAGCCAGCAGCAGAGAAAAGAAGAGAAGCAGCCACAGGCAUGGAAAGACUUGACUUUCAGUGUUUACUGAACAUGUCUGGGAGCUUCUUGUAAAGAAAUUUUCCAGCCAGCGCUAAAUGAGGCUGCUUCCAGGCUUCUCUGAUUUGGCUGG
Messenger RNA from Apaloderma vittatum (bar-tailed trogon), 2626 nucleotides. RefSeq names its product sorting nexin 19 (gene SNX19). The transcript has 12 exons. Gene Ontology annotation, cellular component: intracellular membrane-bounded organelle; early endosome membrane. Gene Ontology annotation, molecular function: phosphatidylinositol binding. NCBI's taxonomy places the organism in Eukaryota, Metazoa, Chordata, Aves, Trogoniformes, Trogonidae. The annotation marks the transcript as partial. The record is from RefSeq and is a predicted model, not a curated record.